Didymodactylos carnosus is the source of this 1686-nucleotide messenger RNA. Lineage: Eukaryota; Metazoa; Rotifera; Eurotatoria; Philodinida; Philodinidae. The record is from the annotation of a GenBank genome assembly.
AUGCCGUUCUGGAAGAAAGAUCGAGUGCACGAAGAAAUUUAUAACAACGUUGCUGAAGGUUUACGUUCAGUAUAUAAAACCAAAUUAAUGCCAUUAGAAGAGACGUACAAGUUUCAUGAGUUUCAUUCACCUCCGUUAGAUGAUUCUGAUUUUGAAGCGAAACCAAUGGUAUUAUUAGUUGGUCAAUAUUCUGUAGGAAAAACGUCAUUUAUUCGAUAUGUAUUAAAUGAAGAUUUUCCAGGAAUUCGAAUUGGUCCAGAACCUACAACAGAUUCUUUUAUAGCCGUUAUGCACGGACAAAAUAAUGGAACAGUACCCGGUAAUGCGUUAGUUGUUGAUCCAUCAAAACCUUUUCGUUGUUUAACUAAAUUUGGUAAUGCAUUUUUAAAUCGUUUCGUCUGUUCAAAUGUCAAGAAUGAUGUAUUAGAGUCAAUUACAUUUAUCGAUACACCUGGCAUCCUCUCAGGUGAAAAACAACGUGUUGAUCGUGGCUAUGAAUUUUCUCAAGUAUUAGAAUGGUUUGCUGAUAGAUGUGAUCGUAUUUUGUUGUUGUUUGAUGCCCAUAAACUCGAUAUAUCCGAUGAAUUAAAACGAUGUAUUGAAGUUUUAAAACGAAAUGAUGAUAAAAUUAGAAUUGUACUUAAUAAAGCAGAUAUGAUUGAUCAUCAAGAAUUAAUGAGAGUUUAUGGAGCACUCAUGUGGUCACUUGGCAAAGUCUUAAACACACCGGAAGUGUGUCGAGUUUAUGUUGGAUCUUUUUGGUCGAAACCAUUACAUUUUGAUUCAAAUAGACGAUUAUUCGAAUUAGAAACAAAAGAUUUGUUGGACGAUUUGGAAUCAUUACCAAAAACAGCAACAUUGAGAAAAUUAAACGAUUUAAUUAAACGAGCAAGAUUAGCCAAAGUUCAUGCACUCAUUAUCAGUGAAUUGAAAGAAAAUAUGCCUAGUGUAUUUGGAAAAGAUUCAAAACGUAAAGAACUAAUUUCAAAACUUAGUAUUGUUUAUGAGAAGAUUCAACGUGAACAGAAUAUUCCACUUGGUGAUUUUCCCAAAUUAGAUCGAAUGCAAGAGAUAUUAAAAAAUAUGGACUUUACAAAAUUUAAACCAUUAGAUCGUAAACAAUUAGAACGCGUUGAUCGUAUGUUAUCUGAAGAUGUACCGAAGCUCAUGAAUAUGAUACCACAAGAAGAAAAGACAUAUUUAGAGAUACAUGAUCGUCCAAUAUCCGGUUCAACAUUCAAUGACCAACAAGCAACUCCGUUUGAGUUUGGAGGCGUUGAAGGUGUCAACGCAGGAAUUGGAGAACAUGAAUGGAUUGUCAAUCGUCAGCGAGACGAAUAUGAUAAAGUGUUUCAAUCAUUACAACCCAUUAGCGGAAAAAUAACGGGUGCAGCAGCAAAACAAGAAAUGAUUAAAUCAAAAUUACCCAACAAUGUUCUUGGACGAGUAUGGAAGUUAUCAGAUGUUGACAAAGAUGGAAUGUUAGACAUAGACGAAUGGGCAUUAUCUCAACAUUUAAUCAAACUAAAACUUGAUGGUCAUGAAUUACCGAAUACGUUACCUGAUCAUUUAGUUCCUCCGAGUAAAAAAGAUUUAUUAUCGACAAAUGGUUUUCAUGGCAACACUAAUUCAUCAUCUUUAUAUCCUUCGAUUAAAUCACAUGUUGACAGAGGAGAUCAUGAAUAA